This is a messenger RNA of Panicum hallii, 4507 nucleotides long. RefSeq names its product putative disease resistance RPP13-like protein 3. The record is from RefSeq and is a predicted model, not a curated record. Gene Ontology annotation, molecular function: ADP binding. The coding region runs from base 1001 to 3844 and encodes 947 amino acids. Gene Ontology annotation, biological process: defense response to other organism. Lineage: Eukaryota; Viridiplantae; Streptophyta; Magnoliopsida; Poales; Poaceae. The transcript is spliced from 3 exons.
AGAAACCUCUUCUACGCUAACACUGGUCUCCACAAAGCCGACGCCUCCGCCCGCUUCGCGGCAUCUGCCGGCAGUCCACCUUCCCGCCGUUGGGAGGCUCCCGCUCUCCGGCCCGGCCGCCGCCCGGCCGGUUGCUUGCGGCUGCGGUUGCUCUGGGCUCCUGGGGCGCCGGCUUGUCCUGCCCCGCACCUCGCUGUUCCAGUCCGUGUUGAUUGAUUGCCGUUCGCUUUGAUUGCGAGGUACCAGUAGCUAGUUACGUGCUUGCCAAUCGAAGGUUUGGAACUUUUGUUUUCUUGGGAGGAUUAUUGUUUGAUACUAGCAUCUCAGGCGAGCUGUUCUAAUUUUUGGGUAGGAUUAUCGUUUGAUACUAGCAUCUCACGCCAGCUGUUUUAAUUUGGGGCUACGCUGUGUAGGUUAAGUGUACUAUGAUUUACUCAACGUUCCAUAUUAUUAGUCGUUUUGAUUUUUCUAAUUCAUAAAUUUUGCUAUGCACAUAAACAUAUAUCAUAUACAUCCAGAAAAACUAAAAUAACUAAUAAUUUGAGACGGAGGGAGUAGUUGUCGUAAUAGUAGGCGACCAGCUUUUGUUUUGUUCAUACUUAGGAGGCCGCUGCCGGUCUCACCUGCCUAGCAGGGCUGAAACAUGCGCGGAAAUUGGAGGAUUAAUCGGUUCUGUUCGGUUCUCAGGAGUUGAAUGUACAUCUUGAAUAGAUUCUGAUAGCAGCACCUUUUUGCGUUAAAUCAUGCACGAUUUGGGAUUUGGCCAUUUGGGUGAUCAUGCCAUGCUGUUGCUUGUUUACAGUACUAGUAUUUCGCGGUUCACGCUUGCAAGUGAAACUGGUCCUUGUCUAGUUAUAUUUGCCUCUCUUGUUAUGCUUACACAGGCUCUAAUUGCUGCAUUUUUUUCAUCAUAAUGCUGCUUUUUUUAAAGAUUGUGGCAUAAAAAAAUAUUAUCCAGAAGCUACAUUUCUUCGUCAUGCACCUUACACUAUAAUUUUAUAUGGUAUUCAGGAUUGCUAAACCCAUGUCAAUCUUUCAACAGAUGGUGAGCGCCUUGACGGGGGUGAUGACAUCUGUCAUCAGCAAGCUUACGGCGCUGCUUGGACAGGAGUACACAAAGCUGACAGGUGUCCAAAGAGAGGUGAACUUUAUGAAGGAUGAGCUGAGCAGCAUGAACGCCCUCCUACAGAGGCUGGCAGAGGUGGACGGUGACCUUGAUGUGCAGAUGAAGGAGUGGCGAAGACAAGUGCAAGAGAUGUCUUAUGACAUAGAGGAUUGUAUCGAUGACUUUAUGCAUCGUGCUGGACAUAACAGCACGGUUGAUUCUGCAGGACUAGUUCAUAGGGUGAUUCAACAGCUUAAGGCCCUGAGAGUGCGCCAUCAAAUCGCUAGCCAAAUCCAGAAUCUCAAGGCACGUGUUGAAGAUGCUAGCAAGCGGCGCAUGAGAUACAAGCUUGAUGAGCGUGCCUUUCAGUCUAGCACCACAACUGCCAUUGAUCCUCGUUUGCCUUCAUUGUAUGUUGAGCCAGAUGGGCUUGUCGGUAUCGACCAGCCAAGAGACGAGCUUAUCGGGUUGCUAAUGGAGGAGGAGGGAGCAUCAGUACAACAGCUGAAGGUGAUAUCUAUUGUGGGUCCUGGGGGUCUUGGUAAAACCACUCUCGCAAAUGAGGUGUACCACACACUGGAAGACCAGUUCCAGUGUCGAGCUUUCGUUUCUCUGUCUCAGCAGCCUGAUGUAAAGAAGAUCUUAAGAAACAUAUUCUCUCAAGUCAGCCUGCAGGAGUUAUUUAACAUGGAAAUGUGGGACGAGGAAAAGCUCAUCAACACAAUUCGAGAAUUUCUAAAGAACAAGAGGUACUUCAUUGUUAUUGAUGAUGUAUGGAGUACUCAAGCAUGGAAGACCAUCAAAUGUGCUUUGUAUAUGAACAACUGUGGAAGCAGAAUUAUUACAACUACACGUAUAAUUUCUAUAGCAAAGUCGUGUUGUUCUCACCAUGAUCAUGUCUACGAGAUAAUACCUCUUAGUGCAGAUGACUCUAAAUGUUUAUUCUUCAAGCGAAUCUUUGGCUCCGAAGAUAUAUGCCCUCCUCAAUUGGAAGAAGUUUCCAAUGAAAUCUUGGAAAAAUGCAGUGGUUUGCCACUGGCCAUUGUUACUAUAGCUAGCUUAUUGGCUAAUAAAGCCAGUACGAAAGAAGAAUGGGACAGGAUAUGUAAUUCAAUUGGUUCAACACUGGAAAAGGACCCUGAUCUGGAAGAGAUGAGAAGGAUAUUAUCCCUUAGCUAUGAUGACCUCCCCCACCAUUUGAAGACAUGUCUACUGUACUUAAGUAUAUUUCCAGAAGAUUAUGAAAUUGAAAGGGAUCAAAUUGUAAAAAGAUGGAUUGCUGAAGGAUUCAUUAAUACAGAGGGUGGACAAGACUUGGAGGAAAUAGGAGCAAGCUAUUUUAAUGAUCUUAUCAACAGAAGCAUGAUCCAACCAAUGCAAAUCAAAUAUGAUGGCCGAGUGGCCUCGUGCCGAGUCCAUGAUAUGAUUCUUGAUCUCCUUAUAUCCAAGUCAAUUGAAGAAAACUUUGUCACAUUCAUGUCUGGCAAAUGUCAGAGAUUAUUUUUACAAGGAAAGGCUCGUCGGCUAUCUCUCAACUAUUAUUCCGAGGAGCAGGCCAUGGUCCCAACAACAAUGAUCAUCUCUCAUUGCCGAUCACUCAGUAUCUUUGGGUAUUCUGAACAUAUGCCUCGCCUUUCUAAGUUUCGAGUUCUCCGGGUACUUGAUAUAGAAAAUGGUGAGGAAAUGGAACACAAAUAUUUUGAACAUAUAAGGAGGCUUCUUCACUUGAAGUAUCUGAGACUCCAUCUAAGAAGCAUUGUAACACUCCCUGAACAACUAGGAGAACUGCAACAUUUGCGGACCCUAGAUCUAGGAGAGACAAAGAUUACAAAAUUCCCCAAAAGCAUUGUUCAACUGCAAAACCUAACAUGUUUGCGUGCUAGUAAUAUGGAAUUACCUGAAAAUAUUGGGAAUUUGCAUGAUCUGCAGGAGCUAUGCGAGAUCAAAAUCAACCAAAACUGCUCGGCCUCUUCUUUACUGGGGUUGGGCAGUCUGACUAAACUGAGGAUUCUCGGAGUACGCUGGUGCAUUGUCAAAACGGACACUGACAGCAGAGCUUUUAUUGAUAACUUGCUCUCAUCACUACGCAAACUUGGCAGACUCAACCUUCGGUCUCUAUGCAUUCAGGGUUAUUAUGGUUAUUCCAUAGAUUUCUUAUUGGAUUCUUGGUUCCCUACCCCUCAUCUCCUCCAGAAGUUUCAGAUGAGCUUGAACUACUAUUUCCCCAGAAUUCCAGUUUGGAUAGCACCACUUGGUAGGCUCACCAACCUGAAAAUCAAUGUUGAUCCAGUAGAUGAGAAAACAUGGGAGAUACUUGGAAAUCUACCAUCGUUAAUGUUCCUCUUUGUGACAUCAAAAGCAGCAGCCCUCAAGGAAAGGUUUGUAGUAAGCAGCAGCAUGUUCAUAUGCCUGAAGGAAUUUCACUUCACCUGCUGGAACACCGGGCCUGGGAUGAUGUUUGAAGCAGGGGCCAUGCCAAUACUCGAGAAAAUGCGGGUUCCAUUUAAUGCAGGCAGCGGUCUCAAUUUUGGAAUCCAGCAACUCUCUUCCCUUAGGCAUCUUGUUGUCGAGAUCAUUUGCAGUGGCGCGACGGUUCAGGAAGUGGAUGCAUUGGAAGAAUCUAUCAGGAGUGCAGCUGAUCUCCUUCCAAACCGACCCACCCUUGAAGUUCGAACAUGGGAUGAAGAAAAUAUGGCUGAGGAGGAAAGCAUGACUGAAGAGAUUCACACAAGAGGGUGAAAUUCAGCAUGAAGUAUAUGUAUAUGUACACAGUAUCCCUCUCAUUGGAUGUAUAGCUCUUUCUUUUCUUAUGAUGGAUUGUUACAAUACAUCAACUGAAGAUACGCAUUGUCCAGCUAUGCUACUUGGGAUCCCCAAUUUUUUCUGACCAAGUUUACAUAAUCUUUUAAAAGCGUAUAAGCAUGACUGCAUGAAAGUUGGGAAGACAAACCAUGGCCCAUGCUCCAGGUGUCCAUCAACUGUGUGCAGCUCAUCAAGCAAUCGUAUGUGCGGAAUCAAUAGGUAGGCUUGAAGCAGCUGCCCUUGGAUCAAGAGAUCUUGCAUAUAGUAGUACGGAACAAGGUCAAGGAUCUACCACAAAUACUUUGUGAUGGAUGUAGACCACCAACGGCUCUUGUAGGAAUGGUCGGAUGGAAGAACUGGAUCCUCUAUGCCAUCUCAACAAGGGUGGCAAAUGAUGCUGGCUCUUUUUUUAAAAUGUUUUUUUAUUUUCACUCACUUGUCUACAAUAUAGGCUUAGGUGUAUCAUCUAGUCCAUCUAGUGAUCAGCUUGGAAUUGGCACUUAUUGCUCUGUUUCCAGUUCUCAGUUUUUCAGGCUGUUUUUAACUGAAUCAUUCAUAUGCCUAUUGUAUAUUCAGCAAAUUGAGGUCACUUUUUUCUUC